Molecule: messenger RNA, 2335 nt
Organism: Carassius carassius (crucian carp)
Lineage: Eukaryota; Metazoa; Chordata; Actinopteri; Cypriniformes; Cyprinidae
Product: tumor necrosis factor receptor superfamily member 16-like
Exons: 6
Coding region: 92-1324 (410 amino acids)
Biological process (GO): Rho protein signal transduction
Cellular component (GO): plasma membrane; cell surface
Molecular function (GO): death receptor activity; coreceptor activity; nerve growth factor binding
Source: RefSeq, a predicted model, not a curated record
UGUGUUUGCUCUGUGGUUAUGAACUUCAGUGGGGUUUGAGCGCGAGAGACUCGUUUCUUUAAAUCUCAAACACUGAGGAAAAGUCCUGAAGAUGAAGAGAGCAACGGCAGCACUUCAACUCUGUUUGUGUAUCUUGGCGGUAAAGGUGACAUUUGGUAAGGUCUGCACCAGCGAGCAGUUUACAGAAACAGGAGAAUGCUGCAGCAUGUGUGCUGCGGGCACUGGUUUGGCAAAGAGCUGUGGUCAGGAAGACACCAAGUGUCAGCCGUGUCAGGAUGGUGUGUCGUUCUCAGACUCUGAGACUCUUUCAGUUUGUCGUCCUUGCGCCCGCUGCCCCGCCAGGAGUCCUGAACUGGCACGCUGCACGCCCACGCAGGACACCCAGUGUGACUGCGGUGACCGUUACUUCCUGUCGCGGGAUGGUAACGGCACAAGUGGGCUGUGUAAGGCCUGUGGCAUGUGUGAACAUGGAAGUGGAGUGGUUCGGGUUUGUGGGCCGCUGGGAAACACCGUAUGUGAGCGGUGUAAACCAGGGACUUACUCAAAGGAGAGGAGUGACAGGAAACCCUGCGUGCCCUGCUUGCGCUGUAGUGAUGACGAGGUGGAGAUCAGACCCUGCCAGCCGGACUCUGACACCGUCUGCAUGGUAAAAGACCUCAAUAUCCUGUUCCGCCCUUCUGGUUCUGAACACCCCCGAUGGCCAACUCUGAAUGAGGAAACCGAGAACAGGAGCAGUCCAUCCCCAGGGUCUGAAUCCCCCCGACUCACUCCACAGGACCAAGGGGCUAACAACAACAACAUCCUUGUCUACGUGUCUGUACUGGCUGCCGUGGUGCUCGGCCUCCUGCUCUACGUCGCCUUCAAAUGCUGGAAGUCAUGUCAGCAGAAGCAGGCUCUGGUGAAAGCACGGGUUGGCGAGCUGAAUAAUGUCGGGGAAGGAGAGAAAUUACACAGCGACAGUGGCGUGUUCCUGGACUCUCACAGCCUUCAGGAAAGCCAGCCUAGCAAAGGCAGUAAACGAGACAGCAAACAGGACACACGGCUUUAUGUGAACCUGCCGCCCCACAAGAAGGAUGCAGUAGAGGGGCUUCUUACAGAGGGGGACAAUCGAAGCUGGAGGCAGCUGGCAGCGGCUCUUGGUUACGAACAGGACCGCGUGGACGUCUUUGGACGGGGCCAGGACCCUAUCCACACCUUCUUAACUGAUUGGGCCCAACAGGAAGGCUCCACACUGGGCCUGCUCUGCUCCGCUCUCGCACGCAUUGAACGGCCGGACAUCAUCAGCGCCCUCACCGCCCCGUCUCAAGGAAUCUCAGUGGUCUGAAUACUUGAAUAUGUUUCUUAAGCCAUCAUGAAAGUGAAAGAGACACUAAAUCAUAGAGGGGAAGAGCAUCAAUUGACUCAUUUUUGAAUGUCUUGCACUAAGAAGAGCAGAAUUGGAAAUAACGUUUUUAACUCAAACGUAACGUUUGACUUACGAAUUUAGUUUCAACAGCUUGAGAUGUUCCCUCACCACAGAACAUAUUCUGCUCAAGACAGAAGUUUCCUCCAGUAUUCAUGGGAAGUUUAUGCUUCAUACGAUCCUCUUUGCAGUGUCAAAACAAACUGCUUUCUCCGAGACACAUCCAAUGCUCGACAUUUUCAUGGGCAGUGUUUUGGGUGGAUAUGGUUUCAGCUGUGGUUGGUGUCAAAGACGUGGACAUUUCUGCGGCCUCGUGAAUGACAGUUUUCCAUUUGUCCGGAACGCAUCAUAGUGCCAGAGAAAGCAUCUGCGUGCGAUUUAAUCAUGCUUUUGUAGUUAUAUUUCAGCGCUUCUGCCGUUUAAACAAUAGUCAACACCGGAGCUGGAUAGAGUAUUUUACUUGAAUCCCGUGGCUUGUCAAGGGCAAUGUAACACUGAGGCGUUUUAUGGUUUGCAGAGAGGAAAACCAAUAAAUGUUUAGCACGAGGGAGUUGUAUAUUUGGGAAUAUACAGAUAAACGGUCAAGUUGCCUGAGCGAGGUCAAGCUGUCUCAUUCACACUAGUGCUUGGUUAGCACUUUAACCAACAAUGCAACCUAAAAGCAAGGUUAUGUUUUCGUGAGUUAUAUGAGAGGAAAUCUGUCUUGUGCCUUUACUUUGAAUGCUCAGGUUAGUGCUUUGCUGGUUUACGCUACCAUGUGUGUAUUUUAAGGUUAUUCUGUAUGUCAGUGAUGAGUUAUGGGUGAGACUUGGUUUUUGUGCGCGAGAUGCUUCUCAUGUUAAUAACAUUCAUGUUAUAUAUCUAUCACUUAUGUUUGUCCUUUUUAAUAAUGAAAUAUUGAUUUAUAGGCAUCUUUGUAUCUUUUAAAAAAUA